AUGCGAGUGGCUUUAUCUGUAAUCUCAUACCAAACAACCACUUCAGCCACAUCAUUGCAGACUUGUAAAUUUUUAUAUAAACAUAAAGAAAUCAAUGGAUUCAUCACGAAAGAGAUAGCACCAGACACUUGGACAGCAAAUAAUAAUAUACAAUACUCCUAUGGAUGGUUAGGAAUAUGGUAUCCGAUCUUGGUUGUGCUGUACACUGAAUACUGUAUUGCUCAAAGCGGAAAAUGUAUUACCAACGAUUAUAACUUAUCGCAUGGAUGGCGAUAUUAUCAUCGAUAUGGGACCAAAUUCGAUCCAGAGAAUACGAAAUAUCAAUACCUUUUUGAUAAUUUACAGCAAGAUUUCCAACGACAAAUAAGCAUAAUGCAUCAAAGAAGUUGUCAAAAUCGUAACAAUUUAUUGCUUCUAAUUGAGUGGUUAUCGUCGUAUAAUCCAAUAUUAGUUGCCAGAUUAUUAUUACAAAAGAACGAUAUGAUAGUUAAAGAAAUCAAAGGAAAAUUGAAUAAACUUGAAUUCGAAAGAACAAAUGCAGCAUUGGAAAUACUAGCUCAAAACCAGGAAGGAUUACAUCCAGCAUCAAAUGAAUACCAGAACGCUUCUGGGAAGAAACAAGCCAACAAGGUGAUGAAUUUGCCGAAAACUGGAAAUUCAAACUGA
Molecule: messenger RNA, 666 nt
Organism: Dracunculus medinensis (Guinea worm)
Lineage: Eukaryota; Metazoa; Nematoda; Chromadorea; Rhabditida; Dracunculidae
Source: the annotation of a GenBank genome assembly